Molecule: messenger RNA, 800 nt
Organism: Pezoporus flaviventris
Lineage: Eukaryota; Metazoa; Chordata; Aves; Psittaciformes; Psittacidae
Product: zinc finger protein 853-like
Exons: 2
Coding region: 21-749 (242 amino acids)
Biological process (GO): regulation of transcription by RNA polymerase II
Molecular function (GO): RNA polymerase II cis-regulatory region sequence-specific DNA binding; DNA-binding transcription factor activity, RNA polymerase II-specific
Source: RefSeq, a predicted model, not a curated record
UAUCAGGAGCUGGGGCAUGGAUGGGAUGGGGACCCCCCCCCCCCCACGUGUCACCCCAUCUCUUUGCCCCCCCAUCCCGGUCAGGAUCGCCCCGUCUGAGCGUGGCUGGGAUGGCAGCGAUGGAUGCGGAGGGGCAAGCGCCCGCCCGGGACCCACAGGAGGUGCCAGAGGGGACCCCCGCAGCCCACCCCAUCCCGCCGGCCUCGGGCAGGGACUCUCCCGUGCGCCCAGCGCGGCCACGACGGAAGGCACCGGCCCGUGGAGCAGCCAAGGCACCGGGACAAGCGGGGGGCCUGGGGCUGCUGGGGGGGCUGCGGGGGGGCCGCCUGCGCCCCACCAUCUGCAGCGAGUGCGGGAAGGGCUUCAGCCGCAGCUCGGACCUGGCGCGGCACCAGAUCACCCACACGGGCGAGAAGCCCUUCAGGUGCGGCGCCUGCGGCAAAGGCUUCAGCCAGAACUCCAACCUGGUGACGCACCGGCGCAUCCACACCGGCGAGAAGCCCUACGGCUGCGGCGCCUGCGGGAAGCGCUUCAGCGAGAGCUCGGCGCUCAUCCAGCACCAGCGGACCCACACCGGGGAGCGGCCCUACGGCUGCGGGGAGUGCGGGAAGCGCUUCAGCGUCAGCUCCAACCUCAUCCGGCACCGGCGCACCCACACCGGCGAGCGGCCCCACGUCUGCGCCGACUGCGGGGAUGGCUUCCGGCACAAGGCCCAGCUCCGCCGGCACCAGAAGCUUCACGCCGUGUGAUGGGGACGUUGGGAUGGGGAUGAAGGGAUGGGGACAUCGGGAUGGGGAUGC